Pelagomonas calceolata is the source of this 798-nucleotide messenger RNA. Lineage: Eukaryota; Pelagophyceae; Pelagomonadales; Pelagomonadaceae. The record is from the annotation of a GenBank genome assembly.
GUCUCAAACGGACGUAAGGCUCUAUAGGUGCCGUCGCCAAAAUGCGCCUGUAAAACUCUAUCCUAGAGUAAGCUCGGCGAGCAGGCGAUUAUUUUUUGUGCCAUAUAGUUGCGUAUGAUGCGGCGUCUUCGCGGAAGCGGUUAUUUUUUUGAGCGAGAGCGCGCCGAGGCGUGCGCGCGUGAACACAAGCAAACGCGACCCCGUGUGUCGUCAGCAAGCUUGUCGCCGUGUGCUGCCCACUCGCGAGGGACGCGGAUCAAAUCCAAGACGGGGGGGGACGCGCGCCCCGUGUGCGCAGGUCUAGCGCGGACCGAGCCCCGCUGCCAUGGACGAGGCCGAGAUGGAGCGCGCGGCCGCGCUCCGCAAGAAGCGCACCUUCCGCAAGUUCCUGUUCCGCGGCGUCGAGCUCGAGAAGCUUCUCGACCUGAACCACGAGGAGUUCGCCCAGCUCAUCCACGCGCGCGCGCGCCGCCGCAUCUACCGCGGGCUCAAGGCAAAGCCCAAGCGCUUCGUAGCCAGAUUGCGCCGGGCGAAAAAGGCCUGCGGGCCCAUGGACAAGCCCGAGCCCGUGAAGACGCACCUGAGAGACAUGGUCGUCGUGCCCGAGAUGAUCGGCAGCGUCGUGGGCGUCUACAACGGCAAGGUCUUCAACGGCAUCGAGGUCAAGCCCGAGAUGGUCGGCCAUUACCUCGGCGAAUUCUCGAUCACGUACAAGCCCGUGCGCCACGGGCGACCGGGCAUCGGCUCGACGAACUCCUCGCGCUUUAUCCCCCUGAAGUAAGGGCCAAACCGUAUAGC